Molecule: messenger RNA, 546 nt
Organism: Cynara cardunculus var. scolymus (artichoke)
Lineage: Eukaryota; Viridiplantae; Streptophyta; Magnoliopsida; Asterales; Asteraceae
Exons: 1
Coding region: 28-387 (119 amino acids)
Biological process (GO): photosynthesis
Cellular component (GO): membrane; photosystem II
Source: RefSeq, a predicted model, not a curated record
UUUAUUGAAAGGAAACAAAGCAAGCAAAUGGCUUCAACAACUUGUGUAGUUUCCAUGGCUAUGCCAUUGGCUUACUCCUCAACCCACAAGAAGCUUAUCACUUCAACCUCCUUCAACCCAUUGCCAAUGAGACCUUCCACCUUACCCAAACCUGGAGCUGCACGGUUCGUUGUGCAGAGUUCGUUCAAGGAGCAGGCGGUCACAGCAGCAACAGCAGCGGCUCUAACCGCUUCCAUGGUGGUUCCAGAUGUUGCCGUGGCGGCAUCUGGUGUCUCUCCAUCGCUCAACAACUUCUUGCUCAGUAUCGCGGCUGGAGGGGUUGUGUUAACUGCAAUUUUGGGUGCGAUAAUAGGGGUUUCCAACUUUGAUCCCGUCAAGCGUGCUUGAGUACUAGUAGUUUCAUAUUUCUAUUCUAAUAGUUGUUUGCAAUGUAAUUCUUAUAAAAUACUUGUAAAUCUCAAUCUAUGGUUAUGUAUUGCAACGCCCAAAUAGCCCGAAGCAAGCAGAUUCGUCAUUCAUCCAAUAACAUCUGAUUCAACUUAAGAC